Molecule: messenger RNA, 2119 nt
Organism: Spodoptera litura
Lineage: Eukaryota; Metazoa; Arthropoda; Insecta; Lepidoptera; Noctuidae
Product: protein rolling stone-like
Cellular component (GO): membrane
Source: RefSeq, a predicted model, not a curated record
CUACAUUUAUCAUUAACAGCGCGUUUAACAGUUGCACACGAUGUCUUCACGAUAAACAACAACAGUGCUUCGUGCAAAUAAGACAGCGAAGUAUAAAUAAAAAUGGAAAUCGCAAGAAACGAUUAAAAAUCCAUGUCGCAAGACCUUGACGAUACAAAGGAACAAGUUCAUUACAGAAAGAGUGUUGUUACAAGAUCGAGCCGUCACGUCGUCGUCGCGUCGUCCUCACGCUUCACUGCUUGCAGUACAUUUUCACUGCUUAGUUGAUCACUAACUAUGUACACGAUCGGUACUAUUUCAUGCUACAAAUAAAGAUCCGAUAAAAUUAAGGUUAUCAUCGGAAUCUAGUGAAGGAUAAUGUGAUCACGCGUGGAACAAAGAACGUUUGGAAAUGCAGUUGCACAGUGAUUGUGUUCAGUAUUCUUUGUUAGUGUUAAUGUUCGGUGGUAGUGCAUUGUGGACACGAUGCUGUGUGUCGGGUGUGCGCGGGCCGAGUGUCGCUGGCGCAUGUGUCUGCUGGAGCACCCGUCCCCCAGCAACUUCUACGUGAGCUGUUGGCAAAGUAACCGCUCGGCCGCGCCGCUGUUACUGCUCCGGAGUUUCCUCUUCCUGUUCACGACGUGCGUUCUGCUCGCGUCUAUCGCUGUGCCCUUGACAUUGAACAAACAUUUCGGCCAUUGGUUCAUAUACCUAACACAUUGGGGUUUCCUACUAAUCGUUCUCACCACGGGCUUCGGUACUUCGGUUUCCGCAUACGCUUUCUAUAAGAAGCCAAUUGACGCUACGUUUGGCCUGCCAUGGUACGUGAAGACAUAUUGGAUUCUGUACAACAUCACAAUUCCUGUCUCCUUCCUCAUCACGGUCUUCUACUGGGGAAUCUUGAAGACCUCUGCCAACACGGUAAACUUCGCACCGAAUCCAGUGCUGGACAUCAUGUUGCACGGCGUGAACUCGGCGGUAAUGCUGGUGGAACUGAUCUGCUCAGCACACCCCAGCCGGCUGAUGCAUGUGAUGCAACCGCUGUACUUCGCCGGAGCCUAUAUGCUCUUCAGUGUCAUCUACUUUUUCGCUGGCGGACUGGACCCAUGGGGUAACCCGUUUAUCUACCCGGUGGUGGACUGGUCGAAGCCUGAGCAGACGAUGGUGGUGAUCACACUGACAGCAUUGUUCCUGGCGCUGAUGCACGUGCUGACUGUUGGUAUAGCGACCGUGAGAGAUGCGAUCGCCAAGAGACGCGACUCGUUAACCACAGGAGUCUACAACGAUGCAUUCACACCUUGACAAGCAAUUGCGGAUCAAAAAUGCGAGAAACCCGUAGCAAGGUUCAUUGAGGUACCGAAAUUAGAUUAAAGCUGGCCUGAGUUUUGUUAUACAGCGCCCUAUUAUGGUUGGGUCUUCUUUUACUGGGGGCCCAAGUUCGCUGGUGCCGGCCGUCCUAAACAAUUGAUAUUCUUGCUACGUGGUUCAUCCGACACUAUUGACUAGUGUUGACAAAAUGUGUGUAUCAGUUCUAUUCACUAGAACUGAUCCUUCUAGUAACGGCCAUGAAAUGAUGACACCUACCAAGGAUAGGCUGCGACUCCCCUUGGUAAGGGAGUGAUUGUGAAUAAACUGUUCUGGGUUCAGGUGUAUAGUGUACACAAAUGUGAUAUUAUUUAACGAAAUCUAACCUUAUGGUGCCUACCGACACAAGUCUGUCAACCUACUCGAAAGCGUAUUUGUUGAAUAGAUCUUCAACUGUAAACCUUUUGUAACUAAAUCGAAAAUCGUUUGUAAAAAAUUGUAGUAGGUUGAUAUGCUGACGUCUAUACUAUUCAAGCAACCGAUGUACUUUAGAAGCGCUAAACAUUUUUUGUAAACGAAAGUUAUUUGUGAAUAUUUAACUUAGCAAAAGAUGAUGUUUGUAUGAUCUUAUACCUCUACUUUUAUUAAUAGUAAAAUACAUACCAUUAUUUUACUUUAAUAUCGCAAAAGCGCACUGUGAUUUUAGUUUUUAAGGUGUUGUAAGUACCUAGCUGUAUUUUCUUUUAUAGAAAGGGUUUGUACAUAAGUAAGCACAGGGAUUGAAUCUCUUUACAAUGUGUUAUGAAAUGUAUUCGUAAAUAAACGUUUCUGUGUA